GUUUGGAAGAAUAGUACAUCUCCACGACGGUUAAUUUGCUGCGUAAAUGUUUGAUGUUUAAUGACUCUGCUGUAAAACUAAAAACAGCUGCUGUGUUGCAGGGCCUACAGCUGAAAUGUAAGCCUAACUUGUUGCUGCUUACCUCAUUGCAUUGCGCGGUAUGAUUUACACUUACUGUGAACUACAGUGAGAUAUUGCAGUGUCUGCCAUAAUAAUCAUAAUCAUAACGCGUCUGAGUGAAGCUAGCUAGUAUUUGUGCUGGUUGGUGAGAAGUCGCGUUGAGAGAAAUGAAUGUGGCGCUUGAUGAGCUGAUGAAGGGGGAGGAGUGCUGAACCCUGGUGUGUUGGUGGACUCCGCUCUCCUGUAUGCUGUGAGGAAUCAGUUACUUCUAUUGAUGAAGCACUAAUUAGAUUCAAUAUAUCCCAGCACUUCCCAGUAGGGUUCUGGGAUUGUUAACUGGUAAUCAGUUGUGAUCCAGAGGGGGGGUGGCAGAAGGCGGGCACGCUGCAGAAUACGCGCGUGUUGGUGGCGUGACGUUGGUGUGUCAGGAUGGGAAACAGCGCACUCAAGACGCACUUGGAGACUUCCCAGAAGACAGGGGUGUUCCAGCUGACUGGGAAAGGGCUGCUUGAGUUCCCGGAGGACUUGCAGAGGCUCUCCAGUAACCUGCGCACAGUCAACCUGUCUGACAACAAGAUUGAGGUGCUGCCGCCCUUCAUCGGAGUCUUCCUCGUCCUCAAGAGCCUCACCCUCAACUGCAACAAACUCACGAGCCUGCCUGAGGAGAUAGGGAAGCUCCGGAAGCUGGAGACGCUGCACCUCAAUGGUAAUCGGCUGCAGAGCCUGCCUGCCUCUGUGGGGGGCCUGGCAGCACUGCGCACCCUGGGACUCUCUGCAAACCGCUUCAGGGAGGUGCCGGCUGGGCUGGGCAUGCUGAGGCACCUGGACCUGCUGGACCUGUCCCGCAACCGCAUCCAGACCGUGCCGGCCUCUGUGGGGGAGCUGCAGGCCAUAGAGAUCAACCUGAACCAGAACCAGAUCUCCACGGUGUCCCCUGAGGUGUCCCGUUCGCCACGGCUCAAGGUCUUGCGUUUGGAGGAGAACUGUCUGGAGCUGUCCUCCGUGCCCCUGUCGCUGCUGUCCCAGUCUCAGGUGUCACUGCUCGCCCUGGAGGGGAACCUCUUCGAGAUCAAAAUGAUGAGAGACCUGGAGGGCUACGACAAGUACAUGGAGCGCUUCACUGCCACCAAGAAGAAGUUUGCCUGAAGCCUGGAGUCUGGUCAGAGAACUGCACCUUCUUGCCUGGGACCAUGAUGGAGAUGAGGGUUAUGUCAGAUUGUGCAGCUCUGCCUGCGAUCAUGUGACCUGGAGGGAGUAGACCAGAGUGGGUGUGAGGAGGACUGAAGGAGCUUCUGAAUGGCCACAGAGCCAGCGCACACUAUAGCAAAGAAGACUGUUGAGCUUUUAACACAGUGCUGCAUGGGAUUUCUUUGAUAACUUGUAUUUACUCCGUACCACAAUGUGUGUCAGCACACCUGACUAUGUCCUGUUAAUCUCUGCCGCUGUCUGAUUCCCCCCUCUACCUUCAGACAGUGUCCCCUCCUGUCCCUCUACAUACAGACUAAUACUGCAGUGCUCUGCAUUGUGCUGAUUUCUACAUAACCACAGGCUCACUGCAGCUCAAACGGACCAAAUCCUAGGGAGGUGUUGCCCCCGUAAAUGAUGAUGAUCCGCAAGCCACAUGUGAUGGAGAAAAUGUUAAAGUUUGUGCAAAAGAAGAGCUUUCUAACUCCUGCAUCCUCGCAAUGUCUUACAAAAAACCUGUUUUAAUUGAUGUGAGGUUUGAGUAAUACACCUUGGUCUGCUUGAGCGGGACUGUCCCAUAGAAACGUCCUCGAUGCACACAGCAUCCAUGCAAGCAGCUCUGGCCAGAUGUUAAUUUGCAGGACUCUGCAGAUUCUUGUAGUUUUGCUCUUUGUAAAAACAGAAAGAUGUAGGGGUUCGGGACAGAUUUUGCCCAGGCUCCAUGUCAGGUAAGCGGAGAGCGCCACUUGACACACAGGUACUGAUGCAAACCAGAGCGAUUUCACACUCUGCUGUAAAAAGCUCUCGGAUAAAUCAGGUGCAGUGUAAUCAAAUCUGAUCUAAUAAAUUAACACAGCGUUUUUUUGGUUUGGUGUUUUUAAUAAAAAUUGUUAUGAUGAUGUAUUGUUAUGAAUGAGGAGAUACAGCUUGAUCUUCAAAACUAACUGUUAUAGGGUUGUCCUAUUCAACAGCUCCCUAGAAAACUGUAUGGGGAAUAAUAAAAAGCACCCAGAAAGGGUGGUCGCACUCCCACUCCUGAACGAGCUUGUAUAACCUCCUCCUGCUGCAGGUAAAACAGGAGCCUGUUUUCUCUGCUUACACGCAAGUGGGUUACCUUUGAGUGAUGUGGUUUUCUGAUAGUGUAAGGCUACACUGGACAAUGUUAUCAGACAGAAGGAUUAUAUAACACUGCAGCUUUAAAUGGCUUAGAAAUGUGGUUCUGACAUAGCUGCUAGGAGGAUCUGGUUCAAAUUCCAGUUCACUGGGUAAAACUUUUUAAGCCAUAAUUGUAUUUUUUUUUUUUUUUUUUGCAAAUUAUAAAAUACAAGGGAUAUACUUUUAAUUGUGUGUUCUAUUCUGAGCUGUCUUUGAAAUUUUAGCAAAUCUCUUGUAAAGUGUUACUUCUGUAUAUUAAAAUGAGGAACACA
Molecule: messenger RNA, 2732 nt
Organism: Polyodon spathula (Mississippi paddlefish)
Lineage: Eukaryota; Metazoa; Chordata; Actinopteri; Acipenseriformes; Polyodontidae
Gene: lrrc57
Product: leucine rich repeat containing 57
Exons: 7
Coding region: 550-1266 (238 amino acids)
Molecular function (GO): protein binding
Source: RefSeq, a predicted model, not a curated record